Messenger RNA from Anastrepha obliqua, 1125 nucleotides. Its product is annotated as putative nuclease HARBI1. Lineage: Eukaryota; Metazoa; Arthropoda; Insecta; Diptera; Tephritidae. The transcript is spliced from 4 exons. The record is from RefSeq and is a predicted model, not a curated record. Bases 179 to 1075 code for a protein of 298 amino acids.
UUCAAUAGCUUUUUUUUUGGAUUUUAAUGAAAGUACAAACAAUGAUGCAAGACGAACCCGGAAAAAAGUAAGGGAUAAUGCUGUUGACGUGUUCCAGUUGCCGGAUGAUGUAUUUGUUAAGCAAUUCCGUCUUAAUAAGAUAGCUUUCCAAUAUGUUCUUAACAUAUUAAAGAGGGAAAUGCUUCCUGUUAUUAAAACAUGGUCGAUAUCGCCAGAGCUCAAACUAGAAGCCUGUCUAAGAUUUUUUGCUGAAGGGGGUUAUCAAAAUGGUACUGGGCAGGAUUUUAAUAUUGGCAUGGCGCAGUCCACAGUGUCCAUAGUACUGUCAGAAGUUUUAAAUAUUUUAGAGGCAACACUAUGCCCCAGAUGGAUAAGUUUGGCAAUGACCGAGACUGAAGAGCUUGAAGCCAAAAGAUAUUUUUUUGGAAAAACAAGAAUUCCCGGCAUAGUUAUGUGCGUAGAUGGCACCCACAUAAAGAUUUUGAAACCUGCUGGAGACAAUUCGCACCUUUAUUAUAAUAGGAAAGGAUAUUACAGUAUUAAUGCAAUGAUAAUAUGUGACCAUAAGCAGCGAAUAAGGUAUGUGAACAGUAGGUACGCAGGUGCAAGUCACGAUUCCUUUAUUUGGGAAAAUAGUGAGGCUUCAAGACAUUUCCAAACCAUGUAUGAAAAUGGACACAGAAGCACUAGAUUGUUGGGUGACUCUGGAUACCCACUUUUACCCUGGCUGAUAACGCCCUUCCGAAAUGCCGGCGCGAAUACACCCCAAAGCCGUUUCAAUAAAAGCCAUAGCUCGGGUCGCAAUAUUGUUGAACGCACAAUAGGUGUCUGGAAGAAUUGGUGUCGAUGCUUGCUCUCAGCUCGCCAACUUCAUUAUUCUCCGGAAAAAGUGGCUCAAAUUGUUAAUGUUGCGGCGGCACUUCACAACAUUCGGAUCCAUUAUAAUAUUUCAGACGAAUAUUUAGAAGGGGUUUUUGAAAGUGAAGAGUAUGAAAAUGGCGAGCCUGUACAACAUCAAAGGUAUACCAAUGAAGCAAACCAAAUCCGGAAUGAAAUGCUACACAGCUUUUUAUAAAGAAACAUUUUUUUGUUUUCAUUUAACGUACAUAAAUAUAUGUAUGUUUG